Periophthalmus magnuspinnatus is the source of this 6733-nucleotide messenger RNA. RefSeq names its product neurexin 2a (gene nrxn2a). Lineage: Eukaryota; Metazoa; Chordata; Actinopteri; Gobiiformes; Gobiidae. Bases 340 to 5238 code for a protein of 1632 amino acids. The record is from RefSeq and is a predicted model, not a curated record. The transcript has 21 exons.
AGAAUGUGGGCCCUGCCGAGGCUGUGUGCCUAGAUAACCCAUGGAGAACUGACGAGAGCUACGCUGGAUGGAGGCCAAGACUUUGGACAGCGAAGGCGAGGAAGCGCAUUGUAUCGCCGAUCACUUGUGCGGUUUGUUUCCUCACAUAGAAAAGUAACAUUUCUGCAAUGUGCCUGCUCUGCUCUUACUCAAAUCCUGCUCCACAAUGGCAAAAAGGAUCCAGAUAGUGGUUCAAGGCUGAAGAUAAACAUAUUUGUGGAACAUAUAGACUUAUUUACAAAAUACUGUGAGGUGUUUUGAUUGUGGACUAUAUUUAACAGUUGAAUUAUAGCGAAAACAAUGGCUUUCCAGUUAGUGUUGCUAGCGGGUUUGGUGCUCACAGGAUUAGCGCUAAAAUACGAAGGGGGUCCCGGACAGUGGACACGCUAUGCCCAGUGGGAUGCUAAAACAACAGGAGAGUUGAGUUUCAUCCUCAAAACUAAUACUAGCAAAGCACUGGUCUUGUAUCUGGAUGACGGUGGUAACUGCGACUUCUUGGAGCUCCUUAUUGCAGAUGGUAGGCUCCAGUUGCGCUUCACCAUUCACUGUGCCGAGCCUGCCUCCCUCCACACAGAAACACAUGUCAGUGACCAGCGCUGGCACCGUGUACUGCUGACCCGGGACCACAGGGAGACCCGGCUACAGGUGGACAACGAGCUGAAGACUGCGGAGGUCAAGUCCAAGAGGAAGGAGAUGGUGGUGGAAAGUGACCUGUACGUGGGUGGUAUCUCUCCAGACGUUCGUCUCUCUGCGCUCACGUCCAGCACGGUCAAAUAUGAGCCCAGUUUCCAGGGAUUCAUUGCAAAUCUGAAGCUUGGGGAGGCGCUGCCGGUGCUGCUGGAUGGCCAGGGGGUGCACAGUGACCUGGAGUACAUCUGCGAAGAAGACUCGCCCUGUUUUCACAUGGGACAAUGCUCCGUGAGCCAGGGAGAGGUGCUGUGUGACUGCAUCAACACCAGCUACAAGGGGAGGUACUGCCAAGAAGGUAUCCAGAAGGAAGUGGAAGGUCUGGCGCACCUGAUGUUAAAAAGCCAAGGUCAGGAGGAGUCUAUCGCCACCUUUAAAGGCAAUGAGUUCUUCAGCUACAAUCUCUCUCAGACGCCCAUUCAGAGUAGCCUGGACGAGAUCACGCUGUCUUUUCGCACGCUGCAGAGGAAUGGUCUCCUGCUCCACACGGGGAAAUCAGCCGACUACGUCAACCUCUCCCUGAGGAACGGAGCGCUGUGGCUGGUCAUAAACCUGGGCUCUGGGGCUUUCGAGGCGCUGGUCGAACCCACCAGCGGCAAGUUCAACGACAAUGUAUGGCAUGACGUAAGAGUCACAAGGAAUCUCAGACAGGUGACUAUCCUGGUGGAUGGGAUCCUCACCACCACAGGCUACACCCAGGAGGACUACACCAUGCUGGGCUCAGACGACCUCUUCUACAUCGGGGGCAGUCUAAACACAGCCGACCUGCCUGGGUCUCCUGUCAGCAACAACUUCAUGGGCUGCCUGAAAGAUGUGGUCUACAAGAAUAAUGAGUUUAGGCUGGAGCUGUCACGCCUGGCCGAGCUGCAGGACCCAAGGAUCAGUAUCCAUGGUGAUCUGAAGUUCAGCUGUGAGAGUGUUGAGGCCCUUGAACCAGUCACCUUUGACAGACCCAACUCGUACCUGAUGCUGCCCAAGUGGAACACCAAGAGGACUGGAGCCAUCUCCUUGGACUUCCGCACCAGCGAGUCCAGCGGGCUCCUCCUCUUCGGACACGGCAGUCUUAAAGGUAACCAGACGCCCCGUGCAGACUUCUUUGCCCUGGAGUUGUUGAAUGGCCUCCUCUACAUGGUGAUGGACAUGGGCUCGGGCAGCGUCAAAAUGAAAGCCAGUGAAAAGAGGCUAGACGAUGGCGAGUGGCACCAUGUGGACUUCCAGAGGAACGGACGAAACGGGUUUAUCUCGGUCAACAGCCAGAGCGUGCCCUUCUCUGCCAAUGAAGGAAGCGAGAUCUUGGACUUGGACGGAGACAUGUACCUGGGAGGUCUGCCUGAAGACCGCCACAGCAUCAUGCUCCCCCCGGAGGUGUGGACAGCCACUCUGGGCUUGGGCUACGUGGGCUGUGUGCGGGACCUCUUUAUUGAUGGACAGAGCCGUAAUUUGUGGCGCCUGGCCGAGGUGCAGAGCGCUCCAGGUGUGAGCAGCCUCUGCACCAGGGAGACUCACGUGAGGUGUCACCGAGACACAUGUGCUAACGGGGGGCACUGUCGAGAAGGCUGGAACCGGCACAUCUGUGUCUGCAAUGGCACCGGCUACACAGGCCCCAACUGUGAGACAGAGGCUACCACAGUGAGCUACGACGGCAGUAUGUAUUUGAAGGUGCUGCUGCCCAGGACGCUGCACACAGAGGCAGAAGACGUGUCCCUCCGGUUCAUGUCCCAGAGGGCUUUUGGGCUCCUCCUCGCCACCACCUCACAGCAGUCGGCCGACACCAUGCGACUGGAGCUGGACGGAGGGAGGGUCAAACUCACUGUCAACCUGGAUUGUAUCAGGAUAGACUGUAACCUCAGUAAGGGACCAGAGAUUCUGCUGGUGGGAGAGAAGCUCAACGACAAUGAGUGGCACACAGUGAAGGUGGUGCGACGAGGGAAAAAUCUGCAGAUGUCUGUGGAUAAUGUCACUGUGGAAGGACACAUGACCGGCGCCCACACUCGUCUGGAGUUUAACAACAUAGAGACAGGCAUCAUGACCGAGAGGCGCUUCAUCUCCGUCAUGCCAUCCAACUUCAUUGGCCACCUGCAGGCGCUGUCCUUCAACGGCAUGCACUAUCUGGACCAGUGCAAGAACGGGGACAUCUCCUACUGCGAACUCAACGCCCGCUUUGGAAUGAGGCACAUUGUAGCCAACCCGGUCACUUUUCUCACCCAAGCCAGUUACCUGGCCUUCUCCACCUUACAGGCCUACGCCUCCAUGCACCUGUUCUUUCAGUUCAAAACCACUAGUCCUGACGGGCUCAUUCUGUACAACUCUGGAGAUGGCAGCGACUUCAUUGUGGUGGAGCUAGUCAAAGGCUAUAUCCACUAUGUUUUCGAUUUGGGGAAUGGACCUUCCCUAAUGAAGGGGAACUCUGACAAGCCUCUCAAUGACAACCAGUGGCACAAUGUGGUGAUCUCCCGAGACAGCAACAAUGUGCACAUUCUGAAAAUAGACUCGCGCACCGUCACCCAGCAUGCCAAUGGAGCCCGCAACCUGGAUUUAAAAGGUGAACUGUACAUUGGUGGUGUGGGGAAGAGCAUGUACGGCAGCCUGCCCAGACUCAUAGCGUCUCGAGAGGGGUACAAAGGCUGCCUGGCAUCUGUGGACCUGAACGGGAGGCUCCCCGACCUGCUGGCGGACGCCCUUCACAAAGUGGGCGAGGUGGAGCGCGGCUGUGGAGGUCCCAGCACUACCUGCACAGAGGACUCAUGCCAUCACUCAGGGGUGUGUCUGCAGCUGUGGGAGGGCUUCUCCUGUGACUGCACCAUGACCACCUACGGCGGACCCUUCUGCAGUGACCCUGGGACCACGUAUAUCUUUGGUAAAGGAGGGGCUCUCAUCACUUACACCUGGGCCCCAAAUGAGCGCCCCAGCACCCGAGCGGACCGCCUGGCCGUGGGCUUCAGCACGCAGCAGAAGGAUGCCAUCUUGGUGCGAGUGGAGAGCACCCACGGGCUCGGAGACUUUCUUCAGCUGCACAUAGAUCAAGGCAAGAUCGGUGUGAUCUUCAACGUGGGGACCGAUGACAUCAUCAUCGAUGAGCCCGCUGUAGUGGUAAACGAUGGCAAGUACCACGUUGUGCGCUUCACACGCAGCGGUGGCAAUGCCACUCUCCAAGUGGACAACCAUCCGGUCAUUGAACGCUACCCUCCAGGACACUAUGAUAAUGAGCGACUGGCUAUUGCUAGACAAAGAAUCCCAUACAGACUUGGUCGGGUAGUUGACGAGUGGCUACUCGAUAAAGGGAGGCAAUUGACCAUCUUCAAUAGCCAAGCCGCCAUCAAAAUCGGCGGCAGUGACAAAGGCCGUCCGUUCCAGGGGCAGAUAUCGGGCCUGUACUACAAUGGCUUACAGGUGUUAAAACUUGCCGCCGAGAAUGACCCAAGUGUGGAGGUGGAGGGGAACCUGCGUCUAGUGGGAGAUUCGCUCACAGCUGUCACCACGGAUACGACCUCAGCGACCCCGUUAGCCGUGUCCGACAUGUCGACCACCAUCAUGGAGACGACCACCACAAUGGCCACCACAACCACAAGGAGGCAGCGCUCGCCAAGUCUGAGAGAGAGCAUCUCCAAGCCACAAAACUCUGAUGAUAUUUUAGUGGCGUCAGCUGAGUGCCCCAGUGACGAUGAAGACUUGGAGGAGUGUGAACCAGGAACAGGAGGUGAAUUAGUGUUGCCUAUUAUAACAGUGGAUUCCCUUGAGCCCCCCUCCAUCGCUACCCGUUUCCCUGUGAUCCCGCCUCCCCCCACCCUCUUGUCCCCGCUCGAGACCACCAAAGAGUCCCUCAUCCUACCCCCCCACCCCUCGUCCUGCCCCCCAGACCAGGAGGACUGCGGUGACCCUGUGGAGGUGUCUGCCUUUGGCUCCGGAGAGAUGACCGAAUCGGACGACGAGGACUUUUACCGUAAGAACUCCCCCAUGGUCACUGACAGGACAGUCCUACCUCCGCCGCCCCCUGCUGGUGAGGGCGGGGUCCACAAACAAAAACCACCCCGUCCUAUACCUCCUUAUGUCCCAACCACCAACCCUGACCAGCUCCACAUCCCCGCAGGCAAAAUGAACACCCGCGACCAGGUGCUUCUGCCCCCUGCCGCUCCUCCCUCCUCCCGCAACACACCAGGACUAACCUACCCACCCAAUUUUCCCCAUGUGCCCACAGCCAAUCCCACCGCCUUGGAUGAAAAGAACCUGCCAGGUGCCGUGGAGGUCAUAAGGGAGUCGAGUAGCACAACCGGCAUGGUAGUAGGGAUCGUGGCUGCUGCUGCCCUCUGCAUUCUCAUACUGCUCUAUGCCAUGUACAAGUAUCGCAACCGUGAUGAGGGCUCCUACCCGGCAGACAACAGCCACGGUUUUGCCAAUAACUCGUCCAUGGAGGGGAACGGAGCAGUGAUAAAGGACAAAACCACGCCAACAGGCUCAGUGGCAAAGGCAAUCACAAAGGGCAAAAAGAACAAGGACAAAGAGUAUUACGUCUAAAAAAAAGUGUUAUGUGUGGACAAGACGCUUUUUCCGUUUCUGUGGCCAUCAGAGAAGUCUCACAACAGCUGAUCGAAGCAAAGCAAAUGUUUGAACUGUGGUAUUAUUCCUUAAAAAGUCAAGGUUGCGCGGUUUCCUGUUCGUGUUCAAAAAGAUCUGACUCAUCCUUCGUGUCACAACAGGACAGCAUUCACCACCUCUUUGUAUGUGUGUCAUUUUUUAUGUUUUUAAUGAGGUCCGAAGUGGAGGCAUAACCACUCUUGGCUUUGUAUAUAGCAUGGAUACGUCUCGGUAAACAAGGUGCUGAGGACAUCCGGACAGAUCUGCCUAAAUGUUUUCUUUGUACUUCUUUGUAACGUUCAAAUUCCAGCGUCCUUCAUUACGAUAUAUGAGGCAGAACCGAAUAGUUAUUGGAUUUUAUUAGAUGAGCUAAGGGUAUUUCUGCUAAAGUAAGAUUUUACAAGGAUAAGUUGAAGUAUUUGCUGCCUAUAACUCUCCAAUCACUUUCACUACUCAAAAUGGUGUAAUAUUGCUGGUACUAACAAAGCAUGACUUUAAGCUCAUUGAUGAAAAAGGAGAAUUCAAUAAAAAUAAAAAAUAUAUAUACCUGAGCCAGUAACUGUACGCGGAUGGGCUUUUCCGGUGAAAAGAAAUUGUCUGUAAACAUUGCUUGUAUGUACAUAUAGAGUAUAGCAGAAGGCAAAAUGAAUGCAAGGGAGAAGAGCUAUGAAGAGGAGAUAUUAUCCAAGAUGCUCCCCAUCUUUACAAUACCAAACCGCCGCAGCCCGAACUUUUACUUCAGGAGUUUUUGUGAACACAGAAUCAUUUUCGAAGGGAUUUUCCUUUCUGGUGCAAAAAGGACUGCCUCGGGCAUUGUGAGGCGGGGUCACUGUACUGUUUUCCUUUGUCUGUCAUGGGAUAAAUGCAAAAGCACACUGAUAAUGUAAACCUAUCUGGAAGACAUACCGUAGAUAUUUCAUGUAAAGGAGCCAGACGUAAUGAUUUUUUUUUUCCUAUCAGUUACUAUAAAGACUAUUCUAUGAGAUGAAUAAUUGAAAGUUUGUGAAUUGUAUUGAUAUUUCUCUGAUAUUUCAAUGUAUCUUAUUAUCACUCCUUAAAAACAUGUUACAUUUUAAAAUUGCCUUUUUUCUUAAGUCCAGACAAUAAGCACACUUCCCUCCGACAGCUGCAGACAUCUUUUGCAUUAUUUAAAGAUCCGAUUACAAAAGAAAACACAAGGGUGGCAAACAACAAAUGUCUGUGUUGUUGCAUUUUAUAUGUGUUGAAUUUGUUAACCAUCGGAUCAGAUAAUCUAAAGCCAUCUUCUCUGUUUUGUUUUGUCACCAUUUUACUUAUUCAUGCUCAGUGAUUUCCUCUUAUUUUUAUGAAAGUGCCAUUCGAAAUGAGCGGCUCUGUGCUCAGAAAAAUUUCAUUCCUCACUCAUUGCUAUUGUAUAGUGUUCAUGUGAAAUGGAUAUGUGUACAGAACGUGGAUA